AUGCAACAACAAAUGCAGACCCGAGAUGAACAGGUGGAUUGGACUAACUUCAGAAUGCGGUUCUUGGAGAAAUACUUCCCUGACACAGCUAAACAAGACAAAGAAGAUGAGUUCCUUGCACUGCAGCAAGGUGAUAUGACGGUGCAGGAAUAUGUGAACAGACUUGAACACCUGGCGAGACACGAGCUGAAGAGGGUAGUAACCCCUUUGAGGGAGUGGAGAUUUCUGGUCUUGGUGGAAAAGGCCAAGAGUGCUGAACACCUAGAGAAGGGCCCUGGUCCAGGUUUCCGACAUCAGAGGAAUGUCGUAGAGGCUAGGCAAAUGAAAAAGCCUUAUAGCCGUCUUCCUACCACCUUAGGAGAUUUUAAAUGCUUCCAGUGUGGGGGGGUGCAUUUGAAGAGGAAUUGUCCUCAGCUGAAGAGUUCACCCAGUGGACAAGGAAGCAGUCGCAAAUGCUUCAUUUGCGAUCAGCCUGGGCAUUUCGCUAAUCAAUAUCCAGAGAAGAAGGCCAGUGCUACGAAGAAACUACCAACCUCUGGAGCAGAAAGAGCUAGAGCAGCUGGGAAGGUCUUUGCCAUGAUAUCUACUGAGGCUACUCAGUCAGGUAAUCUAAUAUUACAAUCUUGUUUACUUAUGGGGCAUGAUGUAAUGGUAUUAUUUGAUUCUGGCACAACGCAUUCUUUUAUCUCUAAUGCCUGUGUGGGGAGAUUGAGUCUAGAGAAACGUGACUUGGGGUGUGAGUUGCUUAUUUCAACUCCUUCCUCGGGUCAAGUAGCUACCAGUUCAGUCUGUGUUGGGUGUUCAAUGGUGGUGGCAGCUCGCAGAUUCAAGGUGAACUUGGUGUGCUUGCCCUUGGAGGGACUGGAUGUGAUAUUGGGGAUGGACUGGUUGUCUAACAAUCACAUCAUAAUUGAUUGUGGACGACGCAGUCUGGUAUUCCCAGAACAUGAAGUGUUGGAGUUGAUCUCAACUUGA
This is a messenger RNA of Vigna unguiculata (cowpea), 975 nucleotides long. RefSeq lists its product as uncharacterized. The record is from RefSeq and is a predicted model, not a curated record. Gene Ontology annotation, molecular function: nucleic acid binding; zinc ion binding. NCBI's taxonomy places the organism in Eukaryota, Viridiplantae, Streptophyta, Magnoliopsida, Fabales, Fabaceae.